This is a messenger RNA of Nipponia nippon (crested ibis), 2106 nucleotides long. NCBI's taxonomy places the organism in Eukaryota, Metazoa, Chordata, Aves, Pelecaniformes, Threskiornithidae. The record is from RefSeq and is a predicted model, not a curated record.
AUGGCGGAGCUUUACCGGGAGCUGAGCCGGCACCCAGGGCUCAGCGCUGCCUGCCUCGGCCCCGAUGUCACCACCCAGUACGGGGGCAAGUACUGCAGCCUCUACACCGAGUGGUCGCAGCGGGACCUGGCACGGGCCGAGAACGUCAAGUUCUGCCGCCAGUACCUGAUCUUCCAUGACGAGGCCUCUGUCGUCUACUCGGGGCCCGCCGGCACCUGCUCUGAGAUCAAGGAUGAGCUGCUGAGCCGGGAGUCCCCCAGCGGGGCACUGAAGGCUGUCCUGCGCAAGGUCCCUGGCAAGGAGAAGGAGAAGGAGAAGCAGUUCCUGGAGGUCUGGGAUCAGAACCGUAAGGUGAAGAGCAUCGACCUGACGGCGCUGGACAAGCACGGCAGCGUCUAUGACGAUGACCAGUUUGGCUGCCUGGCCUGGUCGCACUCGGAGACCCACCUGCUCUACGUGGCGGAGAAGAAGCGUCCCAAGGCCGAGUCCUUCUUUCAGAGCAAAGCUCCGGAGCUGGGCACCUCUGAUGAGGACACAGGGCGCCCCGAGAAGGAUGACACGCCCCUCAAGGGUGAGCAGUUCGUGUACCACGAGGACUGGGGGGAAGCACUGAGCACCCGCAGCGUGCCCGUCCUCUGCGCCCUGGACAUUGAGGGCAGCAGCAUCUCAGUGCUGGAGGGUGUCCCGGAGCACCUCUCUCCCGGCCAGGCUUUCUGGUCCCCCGGUGACACCGGCGUGGUGUUCGUGGGCUGGUGGCAUGAGCCCUUCCGCCUGGGGCUGCGGCACUGCACCAACCGCCGGUCAGCGCUCUUCUACGUGGACCUGACGGGCGGGAGAUGCGAGCUCCUCUCCGAGGACACCAGGGCCGUGUGGUCCCCGCGGCUCAGCCCUGACCGCUGCCGCAUCGUCUACUUGGAGAACGACGCCCUGGGCCCCCACCAGCAGUGCAGCCGCCUCCGCAUGUAUGACUGGUACACCAAGCAUACCAGCACGGUGCUGGAGGCUGUGCCGCGGCAGGCAUGGGGUGAGUACAGCCCCGGGGGUGGCGGGAGGGGCACGGGGGGGGAUGUGUUCGUGGUGGACACGGUGACGGGCGCCACAACCUCGCUGACGGCCGAUGGUCCACAGGGAAGCUGGUCUGUCCUCACCAUAGACCGGGACAUCUUGGUGGCCAGGUUCUCCACCCCUAGCUGCCCCCCCAUGCUGAAAGUGGCUGUUCUGCCUAGCGCCAGCCAGGAGGCGCAGGCACGGUGGGUCUGCCUGCAGGAUGCACCCACCGUGCCCGGCAUCAGCUGGGGCAUCCGCACCCUGCAGCCGCCGCCGGAGCAGGAGCACCCCCAGUACAGGGGCCUGGACUUCGAUGCCAUCCUGCUGCGCCCAAGCGAGGGUCCCACUGCCCAGAAGCCACCCCUGGUCGUGAUGCCCCAUGGGGGCCCCCACUCCGUCUUCACAGCUGGGUGGAUGCUGUACCCGGCGGCACUCUGCCGCAUGGGCUUCGCCGUGCUGCUGGUGAAUUACCGCGGGUCGCUGGGCUUUGGCCAGGACAGCGUGGCCUCCCUGCCAGGCAACGUGGGCACACAGGAUGUGCGCGAUGUGCAGCUCUGUGUGGAGCGGGUGCUGCAGGAGGAGUCACUGGACGCUGGCCGGGUGGCGCUGGUGGGUGGCUCGCACGGGGGCUUUCUGGCGUGCCACCUCCUCGGCCAGUUCCCGGACUCCUACCGUGCCUGCGUGGUCCGCAACCCUGUGGUGAACAUCGCCUCCAUGGUGGCUGCUACCGACAUCCCUGACUGGUGCCUGACGGAGACGGGGUUGCCCUACGCGUCCGACACCCUGCCGGACCCGGCCCAGUGGACGGAGAUGCUGCACAAGUCGCCUAUGCGCUAUGUUGACCAGGUACGCGCACCUGUGCUGCUGAUGCUGGGGGAGGACGACCGGCGUGUGCCCCCCAAGCAGGGGCUGGAGUAUUACCGUGCCCUCAAGGCCCGGGGGGUCCCCACACGGCUGCUCUGGUACCCAGGGAACAACCAUGCGCUGGCCGGCGUUGAGGCUGAAGCUGAUGGCUUCAUGAACAUGGCGCUGUGGCUGCUCAAGCACCUGCAAUGCUAA